GAAACAAGGAACACAUACACUAGACAUGCCAUAUUUUGCUGACAACCCCUGUAGUUUUCAGCAACAGACCAUGGAAGCUCCAAACCACACCAGGCUUUCAGAUAGCUUUGUGGUGUUAAGCACUAUGAUGUUAGGAAGCCAUGCACGUGGAUUGAUGACAUCAGACAUGCCUGUCCAAUCUUCAAACACAGGUUAUUUGCAGCAGAUCAUGCCACGAGCCUUGGUUCCUAGGCAAGGAUGCAUUCACCCAGGAGGUUCUCCAAACAGGUCACAGCCACCGGCAGUAAGAAAACCAUGGCACAGUAGCAAUCCAUUUACUAUCAUGAAAAGCAACCGGAGGAUAAGCAGGUGUACUGGAUGCCGUGGUUCAUUGCCCAAAAAUCCAGACAACAGCCCUUGCCCUCCACCUUUGGACCCUGUGGUACAGCUUGUUGAAAAAGAUGAGUACCCCUACAAGGAUUCCCUUACCGGGGCAGUACAGAACAGGAUAUCUGGGGAAAAGCCAAAGUAUUAUCACCCCAUGCCUAGCUGCAUCCUGCAGAGGCACCCGUACUUCAAGGAAAGUAUGCUACAUUUCCAGGAGGGCAUGAUCUUUGAUUUCCAACAUGAACAGUACUUGGCAAGUGUAUUCGGUAUCAGUGUGUAGUUUCACUUACAUGUACAUCCAGGGAGAAAGGUUUUGGUGUCAGGAUACACUGCCCUUAAUUAAUGUUUAAGUGUCGGGAUGAAGAAAAAACAAAGCAAAACAGCGAAAUUUGAAAAAAAUCACAUGUGUGGUAUUGAUACAGGAAAUUAUGUAGUAAUUGUUGGUCACUGCAUUUGUUUGGUAUUGAAAUGAUAAUGGAGGGCGUUCCCUGAAAGUCUGUUAAGUUUUUUUUAGGAACUAACCAGUUCUAUCUUAGUGUUAAUAUUAAAUUGUCGGGUGAAGAAAAAACAAAGCAAAUCAGUGAAAAAUGAAAGAAUCAGACAUGUGCAGUAUUGAU
Molecule: messenger RNA, 983 nt
Organism: Orbicella faveolata
Lineage: Eukaryota; Metazoa; Cnidaria; Anthozoa; Scleractinia; Merulinidae
Source: RefSeq, a predicted model, not a curated record